AGAGCAUUUUGGCUUUAUUUGAAGUUGAGCCAUCAUCGUUUUCUGGUCGUUCAGACCUGGCCAUUUUCAAUUAUGUCGCGGCCACUCCGGCUACUCCUUGGCCAGCUUUUCAUGGUGUUGGCAUUCAAGUUCGACUUGAACCACGAUGGAGCGAAGAAUAAGGGGCCAGACGGCUCCAGUGAGGAAGUGAUGCCUCAUUGGCACCCAGAAUGCGGCAGUGAGAACCUGCCGCAGGAAACGAUCGCACUGAUUGAAGUGGAGGAGCUUUCAACCACGCAAGCUGGAGAAAACCCACCACCGCCCGCGGGCUUUUCCGAUGCUGUCAGCAUUUACGAGGAUGAACACAUUUUGGAACUCAAGGCCGCGCCGGCAUUGGUGCAACGGAGUUAUCGGCGUCGCAUCAGCCGACGCCGCGAAUACAGCCUUUGCUUGGAAGGGUUUGAGAGAGAUGACUAUGAGGAGUUCGUGUCAAAGGACUUGAAGCCGCGAGCGAGGGAUAAAGGAGUCAAAGAUGAUCCGCCAGGCUUCAAGGAUAUUGCGGACUACUCAUCCGAGGGUAUUGGAGCGCGCAUGUACGAAAUCACCCUCGACCAAGUGGUCACUUCCGCAUUUUUUGAGAUGAUGCAGUGGCAGUCGACCUCCGCACAGUUGUGGGUGAAAGCAGCCUGCGACUCCUCAGACAUGAAGGCGAGCCUCUCCUGUCAUGAAGUAAGUGCAGAGUUGAUCGACGCAUCUUCAGCCCGUCAAUUCACAGAAGAUGUUCUCAUUGACGACUGCCAGCUCUUGUGGCAGACUCAGCCAUUGACAGUAAUGGAGGCCAUGAAAGGCAUGAUGGAUAGACCGAAGUUCUUGGAAACCAAGCUGAAGCAAGUCAAGCAGAACAUGUGGUUCCGCACUCUAUAUCCCGUGGGGGCAAAGAUCUGUGCCUUCUGUGCGUACACCAGCACCUGCAAAGCCACCAAGUGGAAGGAGGUGCACUACCAGAAGGUACAGGGAACGCCCUUUCCCACCAGGUUCCGGCUGGACCAUGAGGCCUCCAAGCGGCGAUGCCUGGCUCUUCCCGGUUGCGGCUUUGUCGCUUGCGACCGAUCCUUGGGGAACUGCGAGCUUCAUUUGAAGGAGUCGCUUGACAUGCUGCAACCAGGGGGGGACCGCACUUUGCUCAUUCGCGAAGAUCCUGAUUAUAGCGCUGUCAGUGCGGUUUCCAGCUCUGCCGAGCAAGAUGCAGAGGUGUUCUUGCAGAACAUGUGCCCUUGGUUCAUGGAUGAGACGCUUUUCAUCGAGAAUGGCCAGGCAACCUUGCCCAAUCCCUCAUGCAAGGUGACGCGCGAGCAUGAAGUCCUGGCGUGCUCCGAAUUGCAGUCGUUGAGGAAAGAGGCAUGUGCUGCAGGCUUGAUGUUCACCGCGAACCAGAGGAGAGACUUGGCUGUGUCGCAGAUGCAGCAGGCCCAUACCCGUGCGAUCUCGCGGCGGGUGAGCCUUUUUGACCGCAUCAUGAAGAUCGUGAACGUCGUGGCCGUGGUGGUCUCCGUCGCCAUCUCCUUGGUCCCGGGCUUGCAAGCUGUGGGGGCCGCAGCUAUGGGCGGGCUCAAGGCUCUGGCUGUGGCGGGCAAGUUCGCCAGCAUGGCGAGCAAGGCGCUGAGCAUGGCCUCGAAGGUCAUGAAGGUGGUGGGCAAGGUUGGGAAGCUGGUGAGCAAGGUUUGGAACAAGGUGGGACCGACACUCAAGAAGGUGGCUCAGAAGGCGUCGCAGCACUUGAAGAAGGCGCUUAAGAAGUUGGACAAGUUCAAGGACUACGCGGAGAAUGUGCAGGACUGGGCCAAGGAGAAGUGGGAGACGGUGAAGGGCCACCUUGAGAAGGUCUACCAAUUUGGCAAGGAGACCUGGGAGAAGUAUGGGGCGCAGUUCAAGGCCGGCAACCUGUCUCAACUGUCCUCGUUGAUCAAGAACCUCACUGCCAACAUCUCCAUGGACAACGUCUCGCAGGUGGCGCAGAGUGUGAUGAGCGAGACCUCGGGGGAGACCUCGGAGGAGAGUGUCGCGAUUCAACGAGACCGGUAUGCGGAGGGGCAGGAGAUCAUGCACUUCGGGGUGCAUUAUUGGGUGUACCAAAAGGACAUCACGCAUUAUGCGACGAGGUAUACACACAGCAAAUAUAUGGAAUGUUCUUGGCCCGGAGCCUGGUACAGAGCCCUUGAAGAUUUCGGGGCUGCCCCACAGCCACGAUAUUCAAAGACAUGGAUGAUCUCGGAGGACCAACUCAGCGGCCGAAGACGGCGCGCCAAGUGGGUGGGUCGACCGGCGGAUGAUCAAGAUCGAAGGUACUACGAGAUGAGCAUGUCUCACCACAAUAAAUUUCUCGAGAGCGGCGCCAACUCGAUCUUUGCAAACUAUAGAUCCUUGCGGGCCUCCUGCAAAGAGCCGGGAAGCAUGUUCGCGGAGGACCUAGUCACCAAGCUGUUUCCCUCGGGUUCGCCUGAGCCUUUGGAUGAGGAGCACGCCGCGGACAUGGUUCAGGUGAAACAGGAUCUCCUCAGCGCAGGGGAGACGGCGACUCAGGCCGUGUGCAUGCAGCUGGAGGUGCGGCUCUGUGACGCCGGCACGCUGGCCGCGGACCGGGAUGUGGACCAGGCGGCCUUCCUCGCGCAGCUGGAGGCGGAAGAACGGGAGAAGCAGACAGCCGAGAUCAAGGACGAGAUCAAGGCGCAGGCAGAGGCGCUGAAGAAGGAGAUCGCGGAGUCUCAGGCUGCCGUGCAACAAGGCAUUGUGGAGGCCACCGCCAGCAUGGAGCAGGCCGUGGACAAGAGCGCGGAGAAGACCCAGGAGCUAAUGGCGCAAAAGCACGGCGAGACUCGGGCCUUGGUGAUGGAAGAAGGCAAAGACACCCGGAGGGCCAUCACGAAGUCCACGGAGGAGAUCCGCGCCGCGAUGGGCGCGAUGGACCGAAACCUGCAGAGCUCCAUCUCCAACUUGGGCAACAAGGUCCUGCAGGAGAGCCAGCGCAGCACGGCUCAAGUCCUUGGGGGCAUCAAGCAGACGCGGGAGGCCCUAAGCUCCAAGAUGACGGCCAUCACCGGCCAGAUCCAGGACCUCUCCGGGGAUGUGAAGGUGAUGAAGAAGGAGGUGACCGAGGCCGUCAAAGAUACUGGGGACAUGCUGAUGAACCGAAUCCGCAGGACGGAAGAGCAGCUGAAGAGUGACAUCCAAGAUGUUGAACGACAAGUCGUGGCGCGCACGGAUCUGAUCAUGGAUCAGCUGGAGGACGGGGUGGAGUCCCUAUCUCGUCAGAUGCAAGCCUUCGAGGACAAGAUGGACUCAGAUCUGGCGAAGGUGCAGAAUCAGCAGGCGGUGAUGACGGACAUGUUGGUGGCCAACGCCAUGCGCAUGGACGAGCUCCAUGAGGCCAUGGAGGGUGCCCUGGACUUGGCUGAGGAGCAUCAGCUGGAGUAUCUCAGCAUGCACCUGGCGCAAGCGAUGCUGGGGGUGAAGUCCGCCUUUAGCAGCGCCUUUGACUUGGCCCAGAACGUGGAGCGGGCGAAGAUCGCGUACGGGCGGGCGGUGUCCAACUACACCUGGUGCCAGGUUCCCUGGCCUCGGGUGGUGGAAGCCAAAAAUCAGAUGACGGUGGCGAAAGCCUUGCUGACCCACGAGGAGCUGCUGCCGAUCUUCAAGAAGGCGAGGGACGCCUUUGUGGCGGUGGCGGAGGUGCUGACGAAAGGCCGGGUCUUGCGGCGGCUCAUGGAGAAGGCGGUGCUGGAGAUCCAGGCGGCGGAGGUGAAGAAGGCGGCGCGUCACAUCUGUCGUGACUACCUGGGGCCUGAGAGCUUGAAAGCGGUGGGGCAGGUCUUGAAGGCCUCCGUGGUGAAAACGCUGAAAGCCGUCACUGAGCAGCUUGACCAGGCCUACAACUGGCUGCAGUGGACUCAAAGUAUUUGCCGCCCCUACGGUGCCACCCUGGGCAAGAAGUCGCAGGAGAUGAUUUGGGGCGCCUGGCACAGCAUCGUGGGGGAGGUGGCCAAGGUGCUAAGGGCCCUGGAGCUGCCGACCAAAGAUCCCUCCCACGAGCUGCUGUUGCUCUACCACAAGCUGCUGGGUCGUGUGCUGCCGGAGCUGUGUCCGGUUCCGACCAGCUGCACCUCCGCCAUCUUGUCUGUGAGCCCCGGCGCCGUGACGACCUCCUUGGUCACCUGGGACGACAUCGCGCUGCCCACAGGGAAGCUGCUGGUGGUGGUGGAGCAGCCCCAGUCUCUCCUCUUGGAGGACGGGGUGCACUCAGGCUGGGAGAUCGACAUCCGAAAGCCCAUGCCCGCAACCAUCGAAGGUGUCGACAGCCAGCUUCCCCAGCGAGUCUUCGGAUGUCUCUUGGACAAGUCCAGCAAUGGCUACGUGGCUGUGAGGCCGCAAGAUGCCAAGGCGGCCGCUCUGCCGGAUCGGGGCUUCUGCUUCUGCGCCGGCAGCGUGGGCGCGGACGGGAACGUGAGCGCCGCGUGCCGGCACCGAGGAGAGGCCUGCAAAGAGGGCUCCGAUGUGGCGCUGGACCUGUGGUCCCCGGUGCGCCGGGCACUGCCUUUGCCGGACUUCGACGUGUGGACGGAGCGCUACAAGGAGCUCCGCUCGGGGCUCUGCGGGGAUGGCAAGGUGGAUGAUUGGGAGGCCUGCGACGACGGCAACGCCCAGGGAGGGGACGGCUGCGGCUCCGACUGCCGCCGGAUCAGCGCGGGAUUCACCUGCGAGGCGGGGAAGCCAUGCUUCACGACCUGCGGGGACGGCAUCUUGGCGGGGCAAGAAGACUGCGACGAUGGGAACGUGGCCUCCGGGGACGGAUGCUCUGAGAACUGCGUUCUGGAGACUUUCUGCACGCGCAAGGACCCCAACCUGCAGGUCUUCCGCCUGACGAAGAAGAACCACAGCGUGUUGUCCUCGCAGCUUCAGCGGUCCUUGGAGGAGCCCGUGAUGCACGCGGCAAACGCGGCCGGCACUCUGCACGCUGCCGUGCCGGUGCUGACCGGCUCUGUGUCCUGCGCUCACUUCGACUGCCCAGCCGGAUGCAGUGCCCAGCCAUGGCCGGAGUCCAUCCUCUGUGGAGGCGACAAAUGCGACAACUCCGACGUGUCGCGGUGCUGCCUCUGCGAAUCGAGGGGGCAGAGGAGCGUGAAGGGCCUGGGCAUGGAGCCGUGCUUUUCUUGGCAGGUGGACGAUAGUGGAAGUGUGCCUUCUGUGGAGGAGGUAGUGUCUGCUUGUGGUGGAAAACGUGGAUACAUCCUGGCGGCCAUCAAGGACGGGAAGUUCUUGGCGAGGCAUGAGCUCCUCUUGCCGCGGGGCACCUUUUUGAAGGAGGCACUGGAGCAGGGGGGCACUUUCCCGGUGUCCAGCCAGCUGCUCAGCUUGAGCUUGAAGGUCAAGAAACUGCCAGGAGGAGGCACCCGCUUCGGGUACUACUGCGCGGGCUCCGGGGCUGAUUGCCAGCUUUGGCAGGUGACGCUGGGCGCCAACAGCUCCCAGCUGUCCAGGGAGGCCAUGCCCUUCGCCGCCUCCCAGCGGGGGGGGAACCGGGUGAGGGAGGCCCAGGAGGGGACUGUCCUGGCCAUGUACAAGGUGGGAGAUCCUUCGAAGUGGUGGGACUGCAAGGCUGAGAGCCAGGAGCCGCGCUGCGGGGACGGCCUCGUCUCGGGCCUCGAGGAGUGCGAGUUAGAGAAGCCUGGGUGCUCCGUGACCUGUGAGGUGGAGGAGGGUUGGACCUGCGGGCUCCACUCCUGCGAGCCUCUCUGCGGGGACGGCGUGACGCAGACGGGCGAGGUAUGUGAUGAUGGCAGCAACGACCAGUACGGGGGUUGCUCCAACGACUGCAGCUUCCCCACCCGGCGGGACUAUUUGGCCUUCCACCACGGCUGCGAAGGGCCUGAAGACUACGCCAUCAAGAUCCAAGAGAUGAGACGUCCCGACGUCACCGCGUGCCGGCGCCUCUGCACCGCGAACGAGGACUGCUCCGCCGCGGAGUGGCGCGACGACCGGGGCGUCGGGGGCUGCCGGCACUUUGUGGGGCGAGUGCCAGCGGCCUUCGGCCACGACGGGCAGGACACGGGCGCCGCGUGCCUCGUGAAGGUGAAGUACGCUUUGUUCGCGGCAAACAUCAAGAGCGCAAAGCAGGCAAGAGCCAGGUGUGCGGCCGAGGGCCUGGAGGCCUUCUCCCUGACCAACGCUGCGGAGCUGAAGGCGGCCUCCGACUUCCUCAGCGACGUGGAGCUUCAGGGCGAUGCCGGGGUUCCGAUUGCCUGGGGCGCCGGCGGCGCGUUCUACGACUUGGCGGGUGACCCAUACAAGGUGGAUUCCAUUCUCCGGGAGGCGGGCUACACAGACGCGGAGCCUGGCUUUGUCGGCUUCGACCAGUCUUACAGGCUGAAACAUAUCUCCGUGUCGUCCGCCGUUAUUUGUGAAGCGCGGCACUUGCUGACCACCACCACGACCUCCACAACGACCACCACCACCAGCACGUCGACCACCAGCACGUCGACCACCAGCACGUCGACGACCAGUACGUCGACUUCCACUUCGACACUUACUACAACCGCUCCGUUGGGCUUUCCAACCCGCUCGUGGUUCUCAGCUGGGUCUGGAAAGUCUGGGUACCUGAAGCUUGGAGGCGAAGCAUCCUCGGCCUUCAAGUCGAUGAUGUCGGGAGAUGAGCUGUCAGUGGAGCUCAUGUUCAGAUUGCUGGAGAAGCCCAACAUUGACCAUUCGAUCGUCAUGGGCACGAGUGUCAACCCUCCUAUGCAAGGCGACGUGACAUUUUCAGUCACAGUGCGAAGUCAUCACGGUGAGCUGAAUGUUGUUUUUGCCGGCAACAACGACUACCAUCACCUCAUGAGCCAUCGUGGAGUAUGCGACGGCAAAUGGCAUCACCUAGUUCUGCUGGUACGAAAAUCCGCCAGGAAAGUCUUCCUGUACGUGGACGGCCAGAGUGUCCUUACGCAGAGCAACCUGCGUACAGGGAUAGCAACAGCUACAAAGUACGGCACGGACUUCAUCCUAGGCACCGGCAGCAAGGAUUGUGGAAGGUGGUGCCAUGGGCAUCCUGGCUACAAGCAGAACGCCCAUUUCGCCCGCCUGCAGUUCUGGAAGAGGGCGCUCUCAGGCCAAGAGCUGGGCCCGAACCGCCCCAGCACAUGUGACAAGGCCGAUUUGGUCUCAGCCUACGAGCUGGAUGGCUCUUACGGCGACGGUGUUGGAAGCAACCCGGACUUUGUGAACAGUCAGGGCCAGUUUGUGUCUGACCUCUACGACAUCUCGAAGGUCUGCCUGUAUACCCAGGCGCUGCCAACUCACUCUUGGUUCUCAGCUGGGUCCGGAAAGUCUGGGUACCUGAAGCUUGGAGGCGAAGCAUCCUCGGCCUUCAAGUCGCUGAUGUCGGGAGAUGAGCUGUCAUUGGAGCUCAUGUUCAGAUUGCUGGAGAAGCCCAACAUUGACCAUUCGAUCGUCAUGGGCACGAGUGUCAACCCUCCUAUGCAAGGCGACGUGACAUUUUCAGUCACAGUGCGAAGUCAUCACGGUGAGCUGAAUGUUGUUUUUGCCGGCAACAACGACUACCAACACCUCAUGAGCCAUCGUGGAGUAUGCGACGGCAAAUGGCAUCACCUAGUUCUGCUGGUACGAAAAUCCGCCAGGAAAGUCUUCCUAUACGUGGACGGCCAGAGUGUCCUUACGCAGAGCAACCUGCGUACAGGGAUAGCUACAGCUACAGAGUACGGCACGGACCUCAUCCUGGGCACCGGCAGCAAGGAUUGUGGAAGGUGGUGCCAUGGGCAUCCUGGCUACAAGCAGAACGCCCAUUUCGCCCGCCUGCAGUUCUGGAAGAGGGCGCUCUCAGGCCAAGAGCUGGGCCCGAACCUCCCCAGCACAUGUGACAAGGCAGGUCUGGUGUCGGCCUAUCCCUUGAACAACGACUACCGCGAUGCCAUAGGAGACAAUCCCGACUUUGUGAACGCCCAGGGUAAGUUCAUGUCCGACAUCUACGACACGACGAAAGUUUGCCUGUGAUGGGAAGAUGCGCAAAAGGGAAUCUGGCCGAAGGCCCAAUCCACAUGAAAUCUUGGAUGUUCAGCCCACAUACUACAAGCGCUU
Molecule: messenger RNA, 8118 nt
Organism: Effrenium voratum
Lineage: Eukaryota; Dinophyceae; Suessiales; Symbiodiniaceae
Source: the annotation of a GenBank genome assembly